Messenger RNA from Acanthamoeba castellanii str. Neff, 966 nucleotides. Its product is annotated as papain family cysteine protease subfamily protein. Gene Ontology annotation, cellular component: lysosome. Gene Ontology annotation, molecular function: cysteine-type endopeptidase activity. The record is from RefSeq and is a predicted model, not a curated record. The transcript has 7 exons. Lineage: Eukaryota; Discosea; Longamoebia; Acanthamoebidae. The coding region runs from base 1 to 966 and encodes 321 amino acids.
AUGAAGAGUAGCCUGAACUUUGCAGUGUUGGUGGUGCUGUCGCUCGCUGCAGCCUCCACUGCCGCACUCCACGUUGAAGUGGACGCCAAGGAGCAGUUCUAUGCUUUUGUGGGUCGGUUCAACAAGAAGUACGCCAACGACAACGAGUACCAGCAGCGGCUCGCCGCUUUCACUCAUAACCUCGCUCAGAUUGAGGCAUUCAACGCCAAAUAUGGAGAGAAGACGCAGUUCGGCAUUACACAGUUUUCGGAUAUGACGCCCACUGAGUUCAAGGAACGAGUGCUCAUGAAGAAGCCUGGCUUCCCCGUGGGCCAAGGAACACAGGCCAGCCCAAGCCCCUUCCCAACCCCGGUAGUGAUUCCAAAGACGUUCGAUUGGCGCAACAAGACCGGCAUUCUGACGCCGGUGUACGAUCAAGGGGACUGUGGCUCUGGGUGGGCGUUCUCUGUGGCUGAGAACCUUGAAUCUCUGUGGGCCAUUGCUGGCCACGGCUGCGAUGGCGGUAUCUCCAACGAGGGCUUCGAGGUAUGGAUCACCAUUCGCCUUGGGCUUCUCGUGCGACCUUCAUUCACCGUCACCCACCACAACCGCUACUAUCAGUCGAUCAUGAAUGCUGGCGGUCUGGAGAGCGCAGCCUCCUAUCCCUACACGGCAAAGACUGACCGCUGCUCCUUCAACUCAAGCGAUAUUGCGGCCAAGAUCUGGGGCUAUAUGCUCGUCACCCGCUUCGGCAGUGAGCCUAUAAUGACCGGCUUUCUGUCCUACCUGAGCCCCAUCACGGGCUGCGGCACUGAAUUCAACCACUGCCUGCUGGCAGUCGGGUACAACCUGGAAGCCAACCCGCCCUACUGGAUCCUGCGCAACUCGUGGGGAGACAAGUGGGGCAUGAAGGGCUACAUGUACCUCGAGUUCGGCAAGGACGCGUGCGGUGUUGCGCAGAAGUCCUUCUCCGGACUCAACUUCUAG